CUGUUCUUGUGACUCCCAGAAGUGGCUGCAGCCAGAGCUCCUGGUUCAAGUCCAAAGAGCAUCAUGUCAGAGUACACAUGGCUGGAAGGGAUCCCAUUACUAGCCAAUUUUCUGUCACUUAAAUACCAGACUGGAGAGUGGAGGGAUUUUGUCUUCAAGGAGGAUGAUGUCCUGAUACUGAGUUACCCCAAGUCAGGGACUCACUGGAUGAUUGAAAUCCUCUCUCUGAUCCGCACCAAGGGAGAUCCCAAGUGGAUCCAAUCUGUUCCCAUUUGGGACCGUUCACCCUGGAUAGAGAUUCAAAACAUGUAUGAAGCCUUAGAGGCACAGGAAGGCCCACGUCUCAUCACCUCCCACCUCCCAAUCCAGCUCCUCCCCAAGUCUCUCUUCACUUCCAAAGCCAAGGUGAUUCACCUCAUCAGAAAUCCCAAAGAUGUCUUGGUGUCUGGUUAUUUUUUCUCAAAAGUAUGUUCUUCUUUUGAGCAAGUAGCAUCGCUGCAAGAGCAUUUUGAGCGAUUCCUACAAGGAAAUGUUUUGUGUGGGUCCUGGUUUGAGCACACACAGGGCUGGAUGUCCAUGAGAGGGAAGGAGAGCUACCUGAUGCUGCAUUAUGAAGACAUGAAGAGGGACACAAGGAGCACCAUAGAGAAGAUCUGCCAGUUCCUGGGCAAAACCUUAGAGCCAGAAGAGAUGAACUCAGUCCUCAAGCACAGUUCCAUCCAGGCUAUGAGAGACAACAAGAUGUCUAACUACACACUUAUGGAUGGCUCUAAUUUUAAUUUGAAGAAUGGGCCAUUUCUGAGAAAAGGUGUUUCUGGGGACUGGAAAAACCACUUGACGGUGGCCCAGGCAGAGGCCUUUGACAGGAUGUUCCAGGAGAAGAUGGCUGGUCUCCCUCCAGAGCUGUUUCCCUGGGACUGACGUCUGAACCAAGUCUCUAGAUUUCACAUGACUAUUGCCAACUGUUCACUUGUCUUUGUAUGUGAUGAAGAUUCUCAAAUAAAACUACUUAUUUCACAUGGGAACCUGGAAUUCUCAAAUACAGAAAAGUCUUUGAGAACUA
This is a messenger RNA of Erinaceus europaeus (western European hedgehog), 1063 nucleotides long. RefSeq names its product alcohol sulfotransferase-like. The coding region runs from base 64 to 921 and encodes 285 amino acids. NCBI's taxonomy places the organism in Eukaryota, Metazoa, Chordata, Mammalia, Eulipotyphla, Erinaceidae. Gene Ontology annotation, cellular component: cytoplasm. Gene Ontology annotation, biological process: sulfation. The transcript has 6 exons. The record is from RefSeq and is a predicted model, not a curated record. Gene Ontology annotation, molecular function: sulfotransferase activity.